Messenger RNA from Paramuricea clavata, 14816 nucleotides. The record is from the annotation of a GenBank genome assembly. NCBI's taxonomy places the organism in Eukaryota, Metazoa, Cnidaria, Anthozoa, Malacalcyonacea, Plexauridae.
GGUCAUAUUAUGGUGUAAUGCAAUUAAUAUCAUAGUACGUUAUUAAUGUUAUUGUCGUAAUACAUAGGAGAAGAUGGAGUUGUUGAAGAUGAUCAUUUUAUCGCGCUGCCACAUCCAAAAACAGGUAUAAAAGGCUUCAUAAAAUAUAAAUACUGUAAAAUGUUAUAGUUAUAAUUAUGCAUAUAUGAUUCAUUGGUAUGCCCAUAAUUUGUCUUCACAGGUCACAAUCAGCAGUAUCUGUUCAGGGAAAAUGAUCGGGAGAUUUUUGAAAUUGUAAAAUUUAAUGAAUCUCCAAGAUCCUGGUUUGUUGAUAAUUCUGUAAUACAAGGUAUCAGAAAAUCCAUCACAAUGGUCUUAUAUUACAUUUUCCUGGAAAUUCAAGACGAAUUUCUCUUUAAGUAAACGAGUCCAUAAAAUACACUGUACUUUAUGAAAUUGUUUUAUUUACCAUAAAAUGUGUUUGCAAAAAUCUUCUAUAAUACAUAAUACUCGUGUAUAGUUAAAUAUGUAUUUUUGUGUACAAAAUAUUAUGGUAAUAUAAUGUUUUCAGAUUUAUACAGUAGCAAUUUGGCCCACAAGAAAAUUGUCAUAUACAGUACAUGAAUGUUUCUCUGGAGACUAGUUCAUCUUCCCAUUAGAAACGUCUUGCUACAUAGCUGACAGCUUUCAACAUUUUUUAUAUAUUUUAUAUAUAUAUAGUAUAUAUUAACCCUGUAAAACUACUGUAAAAGUCUAACAUUUUCCGAAGACUCUUUUUACGAUAUAUGAUUGGAAGUGAGAAAGUUCCAUAAAAAUUACUUUUAAUGACCAUAAUUUGCAUUUACUGAUAGACCGUAUGUAUAAGGUGUAGUAUCCUUGUUAUAGUGAGAGCUUAUAUAACUGUAUAAGUGCAGGGAAACAAAUAGAAACUUUAAAAUACUGUCGUACCUGCGAAUUACGCAUAAGGUCCAUGUUUUACCCUAAUUCGCAAUAGCAAGUGUGGAACUUGUAACAUGAAUUUAGGAACCUUGAACAGGAAGUCCAGGAAGUGAGGAACAAUUAUUGGCUUAGGAACAUUGCAAAUUCCCUCAAGGGAUUGACAUGCAGCAAACACACAAACAGUAUUGCAGUAUCUUUAAGUGUACAGAACAAAUAGGCCAUUGUUUUUUAUUAGCCCCCUUUAGAUUAGGCAUCGCCUUUAGAUUGAUGGGCAUUAGAUUGCUUCUUUCUAAACCCAAACGACCCAGUGAACCACUAGAUACGUUUUUAUAUUGUACUAUGUCAAGUUGUUUUAUAUUACUCCGCCGAUCAGUGUUUUACUCUGCCAAGAUGAUGAAGACCUUUGGACAAACUAUCGAAGUUUUCUACGAUGAUUCACAAAAACUUCCCCCCCCCCCCACCCCAACUUUCAAAUGACGUUUCUCAUCGGCAUGACGACCCGCACGCCUAUAAAUUGAAUUAUCUUGAAGGUGUUAGUUACCACAGCAUUAUUAGUCGAGGUGGUAAGAGUGGUGACAUGUAUAAUGAAUUUAUAGUGAAAUAAUUUAUGCGUGCAUGAAAUUUAACCCCAUAGAUAUGAUGUAGCAAAUAACUAACUGAGCUAACAUACAAACCAGGUUGUCAUCACCAACUCAUAAUAAUGUUAGCAGACAAUGCCGCGCAACGUUCAAAUUGCGCCAAAAUUUGGUCUGAAGAAGAGUGCAUUCUGCUUGACAAUCGUGUGUAUGGAUUCAGGAUGGAGAUCAAGAUCGAACAAACUGGCAAUAUUUUGAUGGCUGCUUAUUAAAGAAUAAAGAUUAAAGAUUAAUGCGAAGUAUUUUCAAUCAGUAAGGUUAGGUAAUAGUCAAAAGGCUAUAACCUAUAGGUAUUGCAGCACGCAAUCAGUUAUUAUUUCUUUAGUAUACAGUAUGCUAGAUACCACGUCUUUCAAGCAGGGCUAUCACAACCGCGAGUUGAUUGUACUAUAUUCGUUAUUUAAUAUACUCAUUUCUGUAUUUUGAUACAAGGUAGCACAAGACAAAUAAUAUUAAUUUACAUAUAUAUAACGGGUGGCGCAAAAAAAGUUCAGGCGUUUGAUCUACAAUAGCGAAAAAACUAUAAGAGCUAUACAUCGCUCAAAUAAAUGUAGCUGUAUUCAUAAAAGGCUAACUUAAAUUUUGAUAGGUUAUACAUGAGAUAUCACGAAAUAUUGACUGAGAUAUCAGCGUUUAAAUUAAACUUCCGUAAGCAUUUUCAAAAGAAUCGAAAAUUAGUCUAAAAUGGCCCAUUGAACUAAAUUUGAUAUCAUUCUCAUUAGACAUUACGCUGGGCAUCGCCAGAUUAUUUCCCGGGCGGGCUAGUGAUGAGUAAACGCGGAGAUGAGCCGUACCCCUGGCUUUCAGAUUUGACAAAAUCCCAUUUUUUUGUGGCUAUACCUAUAGAGUAUAGUUGAAAUAUCAAAUUUGGAGUAUGCCACAUCGACAGCGCUAGGUUUUGGAAUAAUAUCUAGAAUACUUUUAGUGAAAACUCUUGUGUCAGAAAGAUGUCCCAUCUUUUGCUGACAGGUUAUGAAGAUGUCCCAUCUUUUCUUAACCAGUGGAAGCUUAAAAGGAGACUAUAAUAUUAUUCUUUUCACCACGCUAAGUUAGAGUAAAGCGGGGCAUGCAGCGAUAGCGCUAUAGCUUUUGGAAUAAUAUCCAGUAUACUUUUAGUAAAAAACUCUUGUGUCAGAAAGAUGUCCCAUCUUUUGCUGACAGGUUAUGAAGAUGUCCCAUCUUUUCUUAACCAGUGGAAGCUUAAAAGGAGUCUUAUUUUAUUAUUUACAAGGCGCUAAGUCAGCGUAAGGCGGUGCAGCUAGUGCUAUAGGUUUUUGGAAUAAUAUCUAGAAUACUUUUAGUGAAAACUCUUGUGUCAGAAAGAUGUCCCAUCUUUUGCUGACAGGUUAUGAAGAUGUCCCAUCUUUUCUUAACCAGUGGAAGCUUAAAAGGAGUCUUAUAUUAUUCUUUACAUCACGCUAAGUUAGAGUAAGGCGGUGCAGCUUGCGCUAUAGGUUUUGGAAUAAUAUCUAGAAUACUUUUAGUGAAAACUCUUGUGUCAGAAAGAUGUCCCAUCUUUUGCUGACAGGUUAUGAAGAUGUCCCAUCUUUUCUUAACCAGUGGAAGCUUAAAGGGAGUCUUAUAUUAUUCUUUACAUCAGGCUAAGUUAGAGUAAGGCGAUGCAGCUUGCGCUAUAUGUUUUGGAAUAAUAUCUAGAAUACUUUUAGUGAAAACUCUUGUGUCAGAAAGAUGCCCCAUCUUUUGCUGACAGGUUAUGAAGAUGUCCCAUCUUUUCUUAACCAGUGGAAGCUUAAAAGGAGUCUUAUAUUAUUCUUUACAUCACGUUAAGUUAGAGUAAGGCGAUGCAGCUUGUGCUAUAGGUUUUGGAAUAAUAUCUAGAAUACUUUUAGUAAAAACUCUUGUGUCAGAAAGAUGUCCCAUCUUUUGCUGACAGGUUAUGAAGAUGUCCCAUCUUUUCUUAACCAGUGGAAGCUUAAAAGGAGUCUUAUAUUAUUCUUUACAUCAGGCUAAGUUAGAGUAAAGCGGUGUAGCUUGCGCUAUAGGUUUUGGAAUAAUAUCUAGAAUACUUUUAGUGAAAACUCUUGUGUCAGAAAGAUGUCCCAUCUUUUGCUGACAGGUUAUGAAGAUGUCCCAUCUUUUCUUAACCAGUGGAAGCUUAAAAGGAGUCUUAUAUUAUUCUUUACAUCAGGCUAAGUUAGAGUAAGGCGAUGCAGCUUGCGCUAUAGGUUUUGGAAUAAUAUCUAGAAUACUUUUAGUGAAAACUCUUGUGUCAGAAAGAUGUCCCAUCUUUUGCUGACAAGUAAUGAAGAUGUCCCAUCUUUUCUUAACCAGUGGAAGCUUAAAAGGAGUCUUAUAUUGUUCUUUACCUCACAACGCAGGCGCGGGCGUAGAUUCCGUAGAUUAGCUAAGACAAUGGUGUCAAUGCAGCUAUUGUUUUUGGAAUAAUAUAUACAUUUGAUAUAUACGUUAGUGAAAACGUUUGUACCAGAUUCAUGUGCGCACUAGGGCCUAUAGGGAAAGGCUGUAUAAUUAUAUAACUUUAUAAGUCAGUUUCUUUAUUAUUUAGCCAUAGAAAACUUACGCCUUCGAAGCCGGACUUUUUAUACUGCCAAGAUCUAAAACGGUAAAUAUGUUCCGCGGUCUUGACAUGGAAUUAUCGUGCUAUUCUCUAAGAUACCAAGAACGUUUUGUUUUACAACACACAAGUCUUAAUAUUACAUAUUAUACGCAGCCUUAUUACACAUUGUACGCUAUAUAGUAUAGCCUGGCCCUAGGUGACUUGUCAACAGUCAGCAUUGUGACAUAUUUGUACACUUUUAUUUUAAUGCAUAACAGAAAAUUAACUUAUUACUUGCUUGGUUUCACACUGCGUCUAAGCAACUGAACCUGGAUUGAUGACAUCUUAUAGCGGUAAUUAAUAAUGCGAUUAGCGUUGCUCGCUUCCUGAAGUUGCAAACUCAGUUUGCAGAUCCCGCUGUUUUUCAAAACGUGCGGGUCGUCAUGACACCGAUAUGUGACAAAUGUAUCCUUCAUAAAUAGAAAAGUGCCCCAAAAAGAAUGAAGCCGUUCUAUGCACAGCAACAAUUUAUGCCCAAUACACGAACGAAGUGCCCUGUUUGUUGUGGGUAUAAUUACAAAAUAUAAGUUCUGAGAGAUCUGAUUAACCAUUAGUGAUAAAUGGGGAUAAAACGUUUUAUAUUCAAAUCUGUAGAUGGAAGUCUACAUUUCGCAACAAGAAUUGAUCCUUUAUUUAUGGUUCUUCCUUUCCUUAAAAAUACUUCAACCAAGGUCAGUAAUUGUAGAAUUUGAAAAUGUACAUAUGUAUAAAUAUAUCCAACAAAAUGACUUUAUAAAUACACUUGUUGUCUGUUGAAUUGCGAAAUUUAUGAGCCAAAGUCAUUCAUGCAAGUCAGAAAUUUCGCGUUACAACUGAUGAACUGAAUAUAUCGAAAACAGUCUUAUGAACUUCAAAAUAAUUGGUCAUGCUUAUUUGGUUAGGUCCAUAAUUCUUACAUGUCUUCCCCUUUACUUUCGAUCCGUAUCUUUCAAGUUCAUGAGUACAGGUACGUACGUAGUUUUACAGUGACUUUUUAAUUUUUAUAGUUUAUGACUUUGGAUCAUAUAUUACAAGAUUCCAACAAUGAACACCUUGCUAAACUAUCUCACUGUAUAACUAACGAAGAUUUGGCUCUAGUUACUGAAGUGAAGGGAGAAGAUGAUCUUGUUGCUCUCAAACUUAACCAUGACAAAGUUAUUUCUUGGUUGGAAAAAAAGGUUAAUAGGUUUUUUUAGUUUUGCAUGGUGCGUCAUGAGUCUACGAGACAGGGAGCAAGGGGGCAAUUUAAAAAACCAAGAAAAUUUGGGUUCAUGUUGGGAAAAAUUCAGGCAAACUUAUCACAAAAUAUGUUAAAUUUGGGUUAUUUUAUUACGAUCCUUGAUGAAACCAAUUCUUCAUGAAGGGCGUAACUCCAGAUGCACAAUGGUUACUAAAGGGGCGUAGGUUUGUUCGCGAACAGGAUGAUUUCUAAUGUGGGCAUUAAAUCAGAAGAUUAACAACGAAACUGGUUUAUGCAAUCUUUAAAACUGAUUUUUUAAUUAUUUUUUUAUUUACUGAUUCGCCCAAGAUAUUGAAAUUACGCAUAAAAGAAACAAACUAUUUACAAGAGAUGGGCUAGGAGCCUACUAGAAACCAUAUGGCUUUUGUUUUAGGCCCCUAGGUUAUAAAUUUAAACUAAUUAGCAAAAUAAUAUGCAGCAUCAGUUCGAGUGCUUUUAGGAGAAAGGAAAAAUAAUAGUUAAAUAUUAUAUGAUAUGAUAGUGGGCUAUAUUUACAAUUCAAUUUUCGAUUUAUAGUUUUCCUAUACUUUGUGCUUUUCGAAGACAUACUGUAUCGUCUAUACUUCUCUUUCAACACACUUGCUUCAACCAGAGAAAUUUCCCAAAUAAGUUUUCCUAUACUUACAGGAAUAUAUUAUUCUUUAAAUUUAGAUCUGAGAAGUACUUAGUUUAUCUGAUUUGUUUAUUUUCACAAAAUCUUUUUUGGAUUGACUGAAAUUUAGAUUUUUGUAAGUUUCGAAAUCAAUACGAAAUCAAGAGCUUCAGGACUUAUUUUUUAUUCAGGACACUAAAAUUACUUCGUCCUUUUGAAAACCCCCGUUCAGUUGGAGAAGUGUUCUGAACACGUUCUGACUCAUGUGUGACACUAAGUACAAGUAUUUGUCGGAAUAUUUAUUAUUCUGUAUUUCUUGACGCUGUUACCUAGUGUUGGCGACAAUUUUACUUCGUUGACAGAGUUUUAUUUAUAUUUCGUAUCCAUAACUUGUUUUUAAGGUAAUUCCGCAGUUUUGCAUUGGGCACUUUUACUGCACACAUCUUAUAACUUAUAAUUUCAUCCAUUAUACGUACCGUUUAAAAAAACCAUUUUAUGACAAUUUUAUGUUACUUCAAAACAUCUUUGGUUACAUUCGUGCAAAGAAUUACGUUAAAAUCAAUGUUUUCAAUAAAGGCAUACAAAAGUGUAGCUAGGGUUCCUGUGUCUGUAGUGUAUUUAUUUACUUGUGUUUCACGUUUUAAUGCCACAAUUCCCAAAAAAGAUCGGUGACCCCCGUUUUUUAACUGAUAAUUUAUUUCUUUAAUGCAUUAAUAAAAACGUCAAUAAAUAUCGGGCUGUUGUGAUUUUGCUGUUACUCGUAAUGAGCGUCAAGAUGGCGCCAUAUUGGGGUAAUUGUGGUAUAUUGUGCUUGUCAUAUCUUCUUAACGAGUUCGGUGACCCCGACUUUUUUGUGUGAUUUUACUUUAAGUAUAUCAUAAACUCCAUGCCUGGGAAGUUUCAGCACAUUCUCAUUUCGGGAACAAUUACUGCGGAAUUACCUUUAAGAACAUGUUUUAUCAGUUACAGAAAAUCAUGUUGUCAGUUGCAGAAAGUUUGAUAAUCAAUAUUGUAGGUGCAUCAAACGAAAGAUCAGUUGGAACAAGACAAUAUAUGUACAUCUGGUGCUCAAUCAUCGACAUUUGUCAGAAGUAGUAAGUCACGUGGCAACACUCAAGGUACACCGUACAGUACUGCAUAUGAAAUAUAUGGUAACUUAUCCUAAUUUCAACCUUGCAGGCAUGUUGCGGGCAGGCAAAACUCAUGAGGUUUUUGCAGAGAAGGCUACCGCCCAACCUCGUACCCAGGGUCUUUCCUCUUGUGGAAAAAAGACCCUGGUAGAUGCUGGUCACGUGAUCUGCUAAAAUUUGGCAGAUUUUUAAUUAGCAAUCCAAGAUGAGGCCAAUAAGUAUUUGAUAUUUGGAUAAUUUUUAUAGUUUAAUUUAUAAUUGGCUUUUUGUAUGAUUGUCGUUCAGUAAAGGAAUCCAAUAUAGUUAAUUAGAAAUCUGCUAGAUUUUAGCAGAUCACGUGACCAGCAUCUACCAGGAUCUUUUUUCCACAAGAGGAAAGACCCGAGGUUGACUACCGCCUACGUCAGAAAUAACACCCCCUAUUUUUUUAAAAUUCAGUAUAGAUACAUUGUACUACAUGAAUAACAAGAGCAUAAUAUAAAUACACUAGGCGAACAAACAAAAGGACACGAGGUCCCCUACGGCACAUACAAGGUCAUUGCAACUCAAAACAAUCAAUCAAACAAGCACUCAAACUCGGCGGGUGGAUUAAAUUGCAAAUAUAAUCUGCCAGUUUUGUAUAUUCUACAUUCGGAGAUUUUCCUGCGAGGUAGCCUUUCAUGUGAUGAUCAUACAGUAGUUGCGUGAAAAUUAACGACACCGUGCAGAGCUUUCGGAUAGCAUGGUGCAGCAAAAUGUACACCCGCAAAAUACGUAUGUACUGGCAUGUUUUGUGUCAUUGUACUUGUAGAGUAUGCUUUAAACAAGUCAGAAGACAGGGUAAUGAGAAAUACGUGUCUCUCGAAGUGUACAAUCAUUAAGAGUACCAACAAUCUGGCUGCUUAAUAAAUAAGUAUUUUGUUUUCGAAGACGAUUAUUUACGAUAUGCCUAUGGUUUGGUAUCUGAUUAUAUUUCCGACUAUUGGAGUCAGAAACUGAAAGAUUGUUUAGGGUAAGUCAUUGAAAAAUGUUGAAGCCAUGAAUAUUCCUGUAGGACUGCUACUGCAUUUUAUUUAAAUUCCGUGCUGCAGUCAGUUCAAUGUAAUAUUUUUGUAGAAUAACCGAUGAAAUUUUGGAAUCAUCUGGAGAAGAGCCCGCGUGCAAGGUUAGUACUAGACAGCGGUUCAGGCUAGGUAAGUCCAGCACAGUGAAAUCUAUGUAAACUGGAAUGAUAACUCAGAGGGGGGGGGGAUUGAAACCAGCGCAUUUCAGUUUUUCUGAGUUUUGAGCAGAAAUAAUUAACACUGAACGUUGUGCUGUAUAUGAAACUGAAGCAAUUUGAAAACGCGACUUGGUGUAGAAAUUUCAAGACUUUGGCUAAAAGGGAAAUAUUUAAAAACUAAAAAAUAAUUUGCUAUUAUUUGGCCGAAUGUUAGUUGUUUUUGUAUUUUUAAAAUAUUGUUAUUUUCGCUGAAGUCUUGAAAUUUCCACAUCGAAUAGCAAUUUUCAAUAGCUUCAGUUUGAUAUACAUACAAUAGCCCAACGUUUGGGGUCAAGUGUUUGGCUUCAGCGAAUCAUAGGCUUUAUCAUAGUUAUCGUUCCAGUUUCACUGGUCCAGAACCACUUGUUCCAGCAUAUUAUAUAAUUAUAACUUGAUGUACUGUAAAAUGAAAGCCUUUAAGUACUGUUUAAUAAACGAGCAGGAGUGUUUUAUUAGGUUUAAAGCCACGAGCGCGCAGCGCGAGUGGCUUUAGACCUAAUAAAACACGACCUGCGAGUUUAUUAAACGGCUUCAAACACGACUACAAAUUCAAUAGAUAUACUGCUUUAUUAGUAUUCUUUAUAUAAAGAAUACUAAUGAGGACACGACUGCAAUAGAUACUGCCUUGUUAGUAUUCUUUAUAUAAAGAAUACUAAUUAGGAGUGUUUUAUCAGGUUUAAAGCCACUGCACGUGACAUAUUAUGGUUAACAUGAUUUGCCAAUCAGCUUAUGAAUUAUUAAUGAGUGUUUGAAUGUUGUAUAAUGAUCUCGCUAUAAUAUUACAUGCACUUAUGCAAAUACAGUAUUAAUUUGUAAUAAAAAUUAUUAAAUUCAGUUUUUGCAAAUGUAAUAAUUGUUAUUAGUAUAAUUACAUAGGUGAUUAUUGAAAAUUCUCCACGCUGAUUGGUUGCCGUUGAGGUGAUUAUUACGCGAUAAUCACCUAAGCGAUUUUCAAAAUGGCGGCCGAAGCCUUUUUGUCAAUUAAAUGACGAAGAAAUGUGUAUUUUCUUAUUUUUUUCCAAAUAAUCACCUAUGAAAUUAUACUAAAACAAUUAUUUACCUCAGGCUCGGUAAUUAUCGUGAAUAAAAACCUCGACUUCGUCUCGGUUUUUAUUCACCGAUAAUCACCUCGUCUUCGGCGAAUAAUUGUUAAAUAACAUUUACAUGAGUGCAUGUAAUAUUACAGUUUGGGAGAUCAUUUGCUAUCUCUCAUCUCUUCUCAGUGUUAAAAGCCUUUCGAUUAAUCCGUAGCUCUUUUAAUUUCAAUUUCACCUUCAUAUGACUAUUAGUAUUGCCAAAUCUGUGUGUAGUGGUUUUAGUCACAUGAGAAACUUAUUCCCAGCUUGACUUCACAAACACCAUACACAAUCACCAGAAAGUGGUCAGACAGGUCAGUGUAGUUUCAGUGAGUGAUAUCAUCGUUUGUUUUGUUUUGUUUAGAAAGUGAAAUUAGAUGAAAGUUUGGUUGGCCAGCCAGAUGAAGAUUAUUCUAAAUUUGCUACUAAAACAAAAAAAACUGAUCAGGUAUAAAUAAACACAUGUUAAAAAUAUUUGAAGUAGAAAAUCCUGUUACAAUAGCCACGUAUCCACAAUGAGGCUGAGGUUACCUUGGUUCCACUUUCGUUUAAAACUUUUAUACAUUUUCAUCCCCGAGCCAACGGCGGUACUAUAUUUAUACCCGGGGAAAGGAAAACUUUAGCGAAGUCUAAAGUUCAUCAAUAAUCGCGGUCGCGUGGCUAUGAUACAAGGUUUCAUGGGUGGGCUCCUCACUGAGAGAGUUGUUUAUUGGAUAAAGAUCACAAAGUCGAGUUUGUUUUUAGUAAUCUAACGAAAGUACAGCUCUCAUAAUAGCAACUUUUAGAAGACAAAAUUUGUCUAAAGAUAAUAACCUGUAAAAAAAUGGAGAGGUUCAGAACUUCAGAUUAGACGAAUUCACUAAUGAAAUUAUAUAUGAAUAGUGAAGCACGUACUAUUCGCUGCUCUUUUGUGCAAAUUUCGUUUUAGGUAGGGUCGGAUGGUUUAUUAUAGCGUAUCCGAAAUUGCCGAAUAAAUCAAAAUGUAUCAACGUUUUUCGGUUGUUUAAUUACAUUUUUCCUUUCUCUAGCACAAUGUUAAACUCACAGCAGCUCAGAAAUCCCUGGCAAAAGUCAACACAAAAGGAAUGAAAAGUAUAUCAAGUUUCUUUGGAGCUCCAAAAAAAUCCAAGAAAUAACAUUUGAAAUGAACUACAUGCAUGUAGUGUAUGUUACUAUGUACAGUACAUUAAAGUAGAUACAUCAUAUGGAGCGCAGACUCAAGUUUUGUGCGGUAUAUUUAAAUUGUUUGGAGUACACGUUGCGAAUAUAAAAGCAUUAAAUUAAGAAGGAAAACUGGAUGUACUGUUUAAUAAACGAGCAGGAGUGUUUUAUCAGGUUUAAAGCCACGAGCGCGCAGCGCGAGUGGCUUUAGACCUAAUAAAACACGACCUGCGAGUUUAUUAAGCUCGCGUGCAAGGUUAGUACUAGACAGCGGUUCAGGCUAGGUAAGUCCAGCACAGUGAAAUCUAUGUAAACUGGAAUGAUAACUCAGAGGGGGGGGGGAUUGAAACCAGCGCAUUUCAGUUUUUCUGAGUUUUGAGCAGAAAUAAUUAACACUGAACGUUGUGCUGUAUAUGAAACUGAAGCAAUUUGAAAACGCGACUUGGUGUAGAAAUUUCAAGACUUUGGCUAAAAGGGAAAUAUUUAAAAACUAAAAAAUAAUUUGCUAUUAUUUGGCCGAAUGUUAGUUGUUUUUGUAUUUUUAAAAUAUUGUUAUUUUCGCUGAAGUCUUGAAAUUUCCACAUCGAAUAGCAAUUUUCAAUAGCUUCAGUUUGAUAUACAUACAAUAGCCCAACGUUUGGGGUCAAGUGUUUGGCUUCAGCGAAUCAUAGGCUUUAUCAUAGUUAUCGUUCCAGUUUCACUGGUCCAGAACCACUUGUUCCAGCAUAUUAUAUAAUUAUAACUUGAUGUACUGUAAAAUGAAAGCCUUUAAGUACUGUUUAAUAAACGAGCAGGAGUGUUUUAUUAGGUUUAAAGCCACGAGCGCGCAGCGCGAGUGGCUUUAGACCUAAUAAAACACGACCUGCGAGUUUAUUAAACGGCUUCAAACACGACUACAAAUUCAAUAGAUUUACUGCCUUAUUAGUAUUCUUUAUAUAAAAAAAUACUAAUGAGGACACGACUACAAUAGAUACUGCCUUAUUAGUAUUCUUUAUAUAAAGAAUACUAAUUAGGAGUGUUUUAUCAGGUUUAAAGCCACUGCACGUGACAUAUUAUGGUUGACAUGAUUUGCCAAUAAGCUUAUGAAUUAUUAAUGAGUGUUUGAAAUAACAAUCACUUACACCAUAGCUAUGUGUUCUGAACCACUAAUGAACCAAUAAUGGCAGUAACAGUAGAAUCAACAAAGGAGAGUUGGUUAGAGUGAUCUUAAAUUCACGACGUUUAUUCCAUAAAUUUAAGAUAAUAAUUUUAUGUAUCCUUGCGAAUGGAAACAUAAACUGACAGUUGCGAGUGCACAUCCAACUGCGACGCGAUAAUGUUUUGGUGUAAUUUAUAUAAAACUAGGUUACCCACAGGGCAGUAAUGCUGCCUUUGACAGCAAAAGACAAACUACAAGGUGUUGAACGAGUCCUUCAGAAACAUCCUAUUAUUGUUAUCCUGUCCUUUCUCUGAUAGCCGCUACGCAGGCUAUUGUUAUCCUUGUUAACCCAUUUAUUGACAGCACGGCCCUACCACUGACUGAGUAUUAAAAAUCGUCUGGCGUUGGACAGGGUAAAUACUAAAGUCAUUACUGUGCUGAUGGAUUAACAAGAGCCAUUGGCAGAUAGGUUUGUUAACCCAUUUACUGGCAGUACCCUGUACCACUGACGAGUAAAAUUUUCUGGCGCUGGACAAGGGACUGGCGCAUUGCCAGCUAAUGGGUUAAACCACCGUGGUUAAACAUAAGAUUUGAUGCUCCAGGAAAUGUAAACAAACUAUCAGUGUGACAUCCCAGUUUAUAUAUUUAUAUACUCGGAAUAUUGAUUUCUCGGUAAAUACAAAAUUAUUUUAAAGUAUAACAACCAGCGAAGACGUAAGCCACCAACUACCCUGCGCGACUGCGCGCAGACUAUAUAAUGACAUAUAUAUGUUAUCCGUCUGGUCCGUCCGUCGCCAUCCGUCCGUCCGUUCGUAUCCGCGUUUUAUCCUAACUCGUUUUUAAAACACAAAAGUGCGGUUCGUCAUGAUCAACAUUUUCCAAAGCGGCCAAUUAGACCAGGGGUUAAAGGGCAAUGACAAUGACAUGCAGGUGACUACUGAUACUAACUACAUGAUACUAACUACAUGAUACUAACUUAACGGCAGUAGGCAGAACAAUUAGUGAGGCGGAAGAGAGGGCGAGCGUAGACAUGAGGAAUGUUCAGAAAUGGCUUUGUGCAAAUAAACUAAGUCUAAAUAUAGUGAAAACCGAGUAUGUUUUAAUUGGAACACGACAUAAAAUAAGUAAUAUUGAUACCCAUCAAGGAGUUAAAAUAAAUAAUCAAUUGAUUAAAAAAGUUAAAAAUACCAAAGCUCUUGGAGUUGAAUUAGACGAAAACUUGAGUUGGGAAAAACACAUUAACCAUAUUAGCAGUAAAAUAUCAUCAGGUAUUGGGGCUAUUAGAAAAAUGAGGGAGUAUGUCGAACAAGACAUUUUGAUAAAAGUUUAUAAUGCCUUAAUCCAACCUUAUUUUGAUUAUUGCUGUGAAGUAUGGGAUACACUUAAUAAAGGCCUAAGCGAACGUCUACAGAAAUUCCAAAACAGAGCGGCUAGGUUGAUCAUGAACUUAAAAAAUGAACAUGGUCAGUCUAUUUUGGCACGAAAAUCUCUAGGCUGGGUAACACUUGAAGAGCGUAGGGCACAAAUGAAAGCCAGGCUCAUGUACAAGACAGUUAAUGGUUUAGCCCCCCAACGACUAUGCGAAGCUUUCCAAAAUCUGAAUACCAUUCAUGACCAUAAUUUGAGAGGUUCUUCAACAAGGUUUUAUAUUCCAAGACCAAAAACGGAAUCCUUAAAAAAAAGCUUCCAAUAUAGUGGGGCUAAACUAUGGAAUCAGAUACCUGAAGAGAUACGCAAUUCGGUAUCGUAUAAUUCGUUCUGUAAAAAGCUAUCUUCCUCGACCUUAAUCUCGACUUAAAGUAGUAGUAGUUAAUUUUUGUCUAAAUAGGUAUAUAAUUGUAUUUGUUAUGUAUGUAAUAUUAGAGCUAGUAUAUAAAUAAUAAUUUGUAAGUACACAUCCCUUUUGGAAAUCAGCUUUUGCUGAAAAGGCCAAUGUGUUUAAAUAAAGUUGAUCUAUCUAUCUAUCUAUCUAUUGCGUCUCACUAAUUAAAAUUUGCGUGUUUAUUAAUUAAUGUUUAUCAAAGAAAGCAAAAAUAUAUACAAGACAAUCUCACAUGUGAAAUUUUUUCACUUACGUACUGCCUUGUGAUGCAGUACAAGUAUAAACACCAAAUGACAAAUUAAAUCAUACGGCACAUUCAAGAUUUUAAUAUCGUAUUUCAGCCGCGCGUUUAUACUGCUUGGCGCUGCGUUAUAUAGAGAAUAAUACAUGGUGCGCGGGAAUACCAGAUUUAUUUCGAGUGUUGAACAUGAUAUCUCACGAGUGAGCGCAGCGAACGAGUGAGAUAUCAUGUUCAACACGAGAUAUAAAUCUGGUAUUUCCAAGCACCCAUGUAUUUUUCUGUUUAUUAUAUAAACAAAAUUCAGUGAAAAACAAUAAAACGUCCGUGGCAAUGCGUUUUACAACAAAUGAUAUUUUCACACGUAAAAAUAUCGUAUUUUUUACGUGUGUUUAAAUACGAUUUUUCUCAGUGGCCAAAAACUCUAUAUAACACUUAUGUUUAUAUAAUAAAUUAAUUUACUACACAGAAAAGCAUGUCAUUGUCUUUGCGGACCAUAGGCAAAAAGCAUUCGUCAACCACAUACCAAAUUUAUGCAAUCGUUAACUCAUAUACAUGUCAUGGAAAGAAUAUGAAAAUAAUUUUGAAUGAAAGCUAGCAUCGCGUAUAAUGUUAAAAGCACCGCAUAUAGCGCUCGAACCACUGCGUAUAAUUGCAAACGCACCGCGUAUAUAAAUGGUGAAAGCACCGCGUAUAAUGCUGGAACCACAGCGUAUAAUGCGGGAACCACCGCGUAUAAUGGCGAAAGCACCGUGUAUAAUGCCGAAAGCACCGCCAUAUAAUGCUAAAAGCACCCAACAAAAUGCCGUUUGAUCACUUUAAGCCAGCUAUGGCUUUCCAUAAAAGAAGACCAAAGAUGAAAGAUGAUCACAUUGCCUGUUUGCCUUAUGCUUGACCGCGCUGCACCACGGUUAAAAUUCACUGGUACCGUCAUGCAAUGCGCCAAAUAGAAAAUUUUGAUAUCGACCCACAAAACAAAAUUAGGAUCUGCUGCCUUGCUCGCUCGCUUCAGGCUCGCUCGCUGCGGCAGCAAUGAACCCUAGACAGAAUGAUCUUUGAUAUGCAAAGC